CUUAAAUAGCGGAAACGUGUUAGCAUUUCGGUUCCCAAAUUGACCUCGAUUACGAAUCUUAUCGAGCGUUAUCAUGGUUAUCGACGAUAAUAUAAUAAUAUCGUCGAUCAAUGACGCAUUCGGCGUAUGGCGCAUAAUACAUCAUUUUCGGCAGUCGCGAGAUUCGUGUUCACUGAUGCGUACGUGUGAAUUAUGUCGUCCAUUAAUCGUGAAAAUGGACCGAGAAUCAGUGUUCUUGGUGAUUACUACGACGACAGCAGUUCCGAGUUCGACGAAACUGAGGACGAAGGUUCGCAGAAGGACGUCCCACCAUGGGACAUGUUCAAGUCCUUCCCACCUCAACCGGAAAGCGGUUCGAUGCGUAUGAAUAAAUUCUUCGAAAUGAUACUUUGGAUAUUGAAACUGUUCAUUUACGGUUUGCUACUCAUCAUCGUUCUGUGCAGCAGUGUUAUAGCUAAAUCAGCUGUCCUGUUCGCGACCUCGCAGUUGCAGAAGAAUCCAUCAGUACGCUAUUGUAAUUACAGUCUAGAAUCGGAACAUAGACUUUUAGUUGAGCAUACACAGGACGGCCGCAUAAAUUGGACCUGGUGUCUAAUUUUCAUGUUUCUCGUGCCAGAGUGCCUCGGCUUUCUAAACACUCUAUGGCACUGGUUCUUCAAAAAUAAACCAAAAAUGCCAAAGAAGCGAAAUAUCGCAUUCAUGAUGCUGAUAGAAACCCUUCACACGAUCGGUUUAGUCUUAUUAAUUUUCGUUAUCUUACCGGAAAUUAAUGCAGUUCAAGGAGCCGCUAUUUUCUGUUGCUUAUGCUUUGUACCAGGAUUGUUAAAUCUACUUUCACGAAACAAGGAAAGUCGAAAUUUAUCAACAAGCAGAUUAGGAUUGUUUCGAAUUUUUGACAUCCUGGCUUUGGCCGCACAAGUUAGCGGAAUGUUUUUAUGGCCCAUGAUCCAGCAUGAUGUUAAUAAAGCCUCGACGUGGAUUUUUCCUAUUGCACUCGUGUUGUGUUCAUGUCGUUGGUGGAGCAACUUUGUAUCACCCCACAGCAAUGUCGGUCUGGUGCGAUUCUUGUUGUCUGUGAAAGAAGAUCUUCAGCAAUGUCAGCACAUCAUACAGGGAUACAUUUCCUUUUGGAGAAUAUUCAUUUUUAUCAUAGGCGCUUUCAUCGUUAGCGUGUGCAAAGGGAUAGAUGCCCAAAAUUUCUUUUUACCGAAAUUGUCUAAAACGUAUCAGAUUAAUCGAAUUCCAAUGGGAAACGUCUCCCAAUAUCAUCUUUUAUUUGAUUAUUCCAACAUCAUGCUGCAAGAAGGAAAAUCUUAUUUCUUAAACGCAGACAGCGUAAUAAUAUUUUACGUAUUAGCGAUUCAGGCUGUUGGCGCCCUAAUGAUGUACCAAUCUUGCAAAUUCGCCUAUAGAACCCACAUGCAUCAGUUUGGGUUUGCGUUUCCAACGAGUCUGGCUGGUCCGGCUACAGUGUGUUUGAUCAUGACGCUGUGCGCUAUCAGGAAUGGAAAUGUCUGUGCCUUUCACAAAUUUAUACCGGACUAUCUUUUCUUCGGGGAGCCGUUGUUCAAAACUUGGAGCGACUUCUUCUCUGAUUGGUACGUCUGGUGCUGGCCGGCAUGGCUAAUAUCUCAAAUAUGGAUCACAAUGCACUUGUGGACCACCGAGAACGAGAGACUAGCGCUGGCCGAAAAGAUCUUCUCCACAAUUACUUAUGAUUCCCUGAUGAUUGAUCAGUGUUUAGCCUUGAACAGGAGAACGCAGAAUGAUAAAACUGACGAAGACGACGAGGAAACCGUACCCAAUGACGCUAGAUUUUCAUUUCAGAAUGACGGUCUAAGUAUCGGGGACGACAUUAAUUUAGACGGUGGGAGGAUUGAGCAGGAAUUAGGAGACGAUUUGAGUACGGCAUUUAAUAAACGCAAGGAUCGAAUCACGAGGAUCUACGCGUGUGCUACAAUGUGGCACGAAGAGAGUAAUGAGAUGAACCAGUUGGUGGGCAGUAUUCUGCGAUUAGACGAAGAUCACUGUGCGAUAAGCGUCACGCAGAAAUAUUACAAAAUUCCCAUCAAGGAUUAUUACGAGCUCGAGACGCAUAUUUUCUUCGAUGACGCAUUUUGCUGCAUGCACGGCUGUGUUGGUUCGUGCAAUCACGAUGAGAACGAGACACAAGUUAAUCAUUACGUGAUAACGCUAGUGGAGACAGUUGAAAAAAAUAUCGAAAAUUUGUGUAUGCAUUAUUCGCCUCCAAUUAAAUACCCGACGCCUUAUGGAGGCCGCCUCGUGUGGUCGUUGCCAGGAAAAACUCAGCUGAUAGUUCAUCUGAAAGAUAAAAAUAAAAUUCGACACAGGAAACGAUGGAGUCAGGUCAUGUAUAUGUAUUACCUUCUGGGCUACAAUCUGAUGGGAUUGUCAAUCGACGUGGAUCGGAAAGAGAUCAUUGCUGAAAACACGUAUAUUCUUACACUGGAUGGGGAUAUUGACUUCCGACCGGCUGCCGUCAAGAUCCUCGUGGAUCUGAUGAAGAAAGAUAAAGGUCUCGGUGCUGCGUGUGGUCGAAUACAUCCUGUUGGAUCAGGUCCGAUGAUUUGGUUCCAGAAAUUCGAAUAUGCCAUCGGCCACUGGCUGCAGAAAUCUACGGAGCACACGAUCGGUUGCGUUCUGUGCAGUCCAGGCUGCUUUUCUCUCUUCAGAGCGAAGGCGCUAAUGCAGAAUAAUGUAAUGGCGAAGUAUGCCACAAAAUCGACUGAGGCCAGGCAUUACAUCCAGUAUGACCAAGGCGAAGAUCGAUGGCUUUGUACGUUGCUCCUCCAAGUGGGUUCUCGGGUCGAAUAUUCGGCGGCGAGUGACGCGUAUACUCAUGCACCGGAAGUUUUCAAGGACUUUUACAUACAACGUCGCAGGUGGAUUCCCUCCACUGUUGCGAACAUAUUUGACUUGCUGCUGACUGCCAAAUCAACCAGGAAGGUGAACGAUAAUAUCUCGUUGCCGUACAUCGCCUAUCAGUGGAUUCUCAUGGGGAGCACUAUCCUGGGACCAGGUACGAUAUUUUUAAUGCUGGUCGGUGCAUUCGUUGCCGCGUUUCACAUCGACAACUGGACCAGCUUCUGGUACAAUUUGAUUCCGAUUGGCGUGUUCGUCGGUGUUUGCUUCUUCUGCAAGGAGCGCAUGCAGUUAGUAGUGGCCGAAAUCAUUAGCGCCAUUUACGGCCUGGUGAUGAUAGUCGUCCUGGUGGGAAUUAUGCUACAAAUCGCCGAAGACGGAUGGCUCGCACCCAGCAGUCUCUUCUUCUUCGUUGUUGCCAGUCAAAUGGCAAUAGCUGGUCUGUUACAUCCACAGGAAUGGACUUGUUUAUUGUGUGGCGUUAUUUAUUACAUUACUGUGCCGUCUAUGUACAUGCUGCUGAUCGUCUUCUCCGUCUUCAACGUGCACAACGUCACGUGGGGAACGCGUGACUCGAAGAAGCAGAGUGUUCCUCAAGAUGAGCAGAGACCCAUGGAAACCAGCAGUCUUUCUGAACGCAUAAUAGGAAGAGGGAAUAAGCAAGACAGGAAUCAGAGAGGUUCACUAGAGUUUUCAUUGGCGGAUCUCUUCAAGUGCGUCUGCUGCAUUCAUUCAGGAAUCAGUCACGAAGAGAAGAAGUUGAACGAGAUCAACGAGGCCUUGCAGCAAAUAAAUAAGCGUCUGAAUUUACUGGACAGAGUACAUACACCGAACGUAGAGACGACUAGCAACAUUGGCCAAUCAUCUGAUACUAAUAUGUACGCAAGACAACCGUAUUUCUCGAUGGAGCAGCCAGCCGAAGAGGAACUGCAUGAGGAAAUUGAAUUACAACCCACAUCGGAGAAGAGCGAUCACGAGAAUGAGACCUACAAAGACGACGUUGAAGACGACGAAAGUGAUGUUCUGACGCAGGUGUCGGGGACUUCCAGUCAGGAUCAGUCUAGCUUUCUCAUUAGCCCUUACUGGCUACAGGAUGAAAGGAUUCGGAAGGGCGAGGUGGACUUUCUAUCGAAUCCUGAAGAAGAAUUCUGGAAGGACUUGAUCGGAAAAUACUUGCGGCCGAUCGAUAAUGAUGAGGAGACUCAGAAUAAAAUGGCUCAGGAAUUGAUGAGCUGCCGAGAUGCAUAUUUACUACAGUUCUUUAUGAUAAACGCAUUAUUCGUGUUGAUUGUGUUUCUUAUGCAGUUGAACAAAGAAACAUUGCACUUGCAAUGGCCAUUGGGCAUGAAGUUCAAUAUUACAUACGACAGUGAAAAGAGACAGGUAUUUAUAGAAAAAGAAUACUUGAGGCUUGAGCCAAUCGGUUGCGUGUUUAUUGCCGCAUUUAUCAGUAUAUUGGGCAUCCAGUUCUGCGCUAUGCUGAUGCACCGAUUCGGCACGUUUUCCCACGUGCUUGCUAAUACAAAACUUCCUAUUUACUCAAAGAUAACUUCUUCGGAAGACCCCGAUGAGAAGCAUGCCGACCAGAUAGCGCAGGAGCUUAAACGCAUGGCGGAGGACGACAUAAAUACUGAGUUCAGACGAAGUACCAUGACUUCUCCGGGCAGGCGAAGGACUGUACACGACAUAACUGACAAUCCGCAAAGACCAUCAAAGAUGCUGGGGAAUUUUAAAUCGCUGUUUCUUCGAAUGCUUCGUGAUCCAAAAGCAUCAGGUUUAUCGCGGCGUAUGUCCUCACAAAUACCAAAGAGCGCAUUUAACAUCUUCCAGCGGAGACGAUCGACGAUCGUAUCCGAAAGAAGAAGGACGCAAACUCAGAAACCGUAUGAUAUUUAUGAUGACGCUGACAACUUGAGAAGGAUGUCAAACGGUCGGGCUUUUCAUUCACAGCCGAGACAGACGAAUGUUACUCAAUUCCAGUAUGAUAAUCCGGGAUUUAAGCAAGAUGAAAAUAUAUGAGGGACGAAAGAUAAAAGUGUGCAAUGCAGACUUCACACUCCUUAUUUUUAAACUUAUGUUAGUACAAGAGUCAAAUGUAGAUGACAGUUCGCUAAAAUCACUGUACAGUAUUAAUUAAAAUAUUGUAUUUUUUUUUUUUCGUGUCAAGUAUUAAUUUCGACGUCAUAUUUGCAUUUAUAUUUUCUAUGAAAAUUAUUUGUAUAAAUAAAAAUUCGCAAAGUA
This is a messenger RNA of Ooceraea biroi (clonal raider ant), 5124 nucleotides long. Its product is annotated as chitin synthase chs-2. The record is from RefSeq and is a predicted model, not a curated record. Gene Ontology annotation, cellular component: cell septum; cell periphery. Gene Ontology annotation, molecular function: chitin synthase activity. Gene Ontology annotation, biological process: chitin biosynthetic process. Lineage: Eukaryota; Metazoa; Arthropoda; Insecta; Hymenoptera; Formicidae.